Molecule: messenger RNA, 1897 nt
Organism: Metopolophium dirhodum (rose-grain aphid)
Lineage: Eukaryota; Metazoa; Arthropoda; Insecta; Hemiptera; Aphididae
Exons: 10
Coding region: 602-1627 (341 amino acids)
Source: RefSeq, a predicted model, not a curated record
CAGUAUACUUUCUCCGUUCAACUUCAUAACAACUCGUCGCAUAAUACAUCAAGUAUUUACGUAAUAUAGUAUUUACAUAAAUAUAUACGUUAGUAUUUAUAAUACCAAUUGUGACGAGGCAAUCGCGGCAGCUCCGAGGAUCGUGUUAUCACUACUAUUAUUUGGUGGACACGUUUGCGUUCAUUUUUUUCCUUACACUUCAGUACUCAGUAGUCACGGUCACGGUUUCUUUUGUAUCUACGCUGUUUGCUACUGUUGUACACUGUAAUACUGUAGUUGUACGAGUAUCGUCGCUGUUGGAGUUUGUCAUUCGGAAGUCGACUGUACGAGGACCGUUGUUGAUCCGAUUCGACGUCCGUCCAGUCCACAGAUUAGCAUAACUCCACUCUCAGGUCGCCAACGGUUCGUGGUUCAGCUACCUAGUACUAGGUGUGCAUGUUUUCAGUCCAGAGGUCUCGAGGUCUCAAUCAUCUGCAGCAAAACGUGCUCUGCUCCGGCGACUCGUAAGACCUCCGUUUAUUGGUAAUAUUCUUGUGGAAGUAUCGGCCGUGUACAACAAUAGGUGAUCAAACAACAACAAUAACAACAGCAACAGCAAACAAUGUCUAAUUCAGCAAAUUGUGUUGCACCAAAAACAACUACUCCAAUGAAAAAUCAUAUUCAACAACAAUCCAUGCUCUUGCAUGAUGCACCAUCACAAUCAAUGUGUCCUAAACCUGUUGUUGAAACUCAAAUACUGACAGCCUCAGUUGCUCAAACGUCUUCAGUUAAAGAUUUGGAGAAUAAAGGGAUAAACCUUGAAGAUGAAAAAUCAAAUAGCAAGAUAUCAGAAGUAAAAUUGCCUGUCAGACGAAAAAUUAGUAAGAAAGAACAGAAAAAGCGCCGGAAUGCUCAAAUGCGUCGUUUAGUAUCUCCUAAAAGUCCAUUAAUGGUAUUUUCUGAGUUGUUCAAUGAUGUACCAAUUCACUUACAAGAGCACUCAAUAAAUAAUGUUACGGGUUACACUGCUACACUUCGGGUUGAUGGUCAGGUGUAUACUGGAAAUCACAUUUCCAAGAUUCAAGCCAAACAAAAGGCAUGUGAACAUUUCUUGCGCAUUAUGUUGGCUAAAAAAAUAAGUGAACAAUCAGAAAAAAAAGAAGAAUCUCCCAUUGAAAUAGAUAUGGAAGAUAGACAAAAUGGUACUGUGCCAAAACCUAAAGGACCCCCACAAGAGGAUUUCCCAUGGCCACAUUUUGCUUCAUUAGCUAUGCAUAACUUGAUACAUUACUGGGAACUACAGCCUGUUUCAAAAGUUAUUAAUUUACAAGAAGGACAACCAAAUGCCAUAAGAUCACCACCAAAAGUAAAGAUUGGUGCUAUGAAAAAGUUUCCCGAAGACCCAAAACACUGCAAUCCAGUACAGUUAAUAAAUCAAAUGAAGCCCGGUGUCAAAUUUAUUGAAACUAUUAUUAGUUUAAACACCCCAUCAGUUUUCCAAGUGAAAUGUGAAAUAGACGACAUUCUAUUCACUGGACUAGGAUCAUCAAAAAAGGCUGCUAAGAAGGAAUGUUGUAUUGCAGCAAUCAAAUAUUUUUGGCAAUUUGAUUUCCAUGCUAUAGAAGACAAUUUACUCACUAAGAAAUGAACAUAAUAUUUAAAAUAAUAUAUUAUGUUUGCGUAUUAGUCAACGUUAUUAGUUAACUGUAUUUAUUUUGCUUUCAACGUUUAAGGUUAAUCUUGGUUAAGUGAAUUAGUAUUAUCAUAUAACUUACAAAUAUAUCAUAAUAUGUAAUAUUUACAAUUUUAAAAGUCAAACAAGUAUUAACAUUUUAAAGAGCUUAUUUUUAACAUAUUAUUUUUAAUCAAUUUUUUUUAUUUAAUUUAAUUUGAUUGUGAAGGUACUAUGAAUAAAAUA